AUUGACUGUUGGCUUUAACGGAGAAUGGAAAUAUUAAAUCGCUCGCUGGCAAUAUUAUUGCUAUGCUUUGUAGCCUUGGCACAUGGCAAGCCCGGCUACGGACCCGGUGAACAGGAUUGGGGCUACGUGGAUGUCCGUCCAGGCGCUCACAUGUUCUACUGGCUGUAUUACACCACAGCCGAUGUGGCCAGCUACAAGGAACGUCCUUUGGUCAUCUGGCUACAGGGUGGACCGGGUGCCUCAUCCACGGGAUAUGGCAACUUUGAGGAGCUGGGCCCAGUAGAUUUGUAUGGCGAUAAUCGCAAUUGGACUUGGGUGAAGGACAUGAAUGUGCUCUUCAUUGACAACCCGGUGGGCAGUGGUUACAGCUACGUGGACACUGCUGCUUAUUAUACGGCAACAAACAAGGAGAUUUCCUUGGAUCUGGUGGAACUAAUGAAAGGUUUCUAUGCAAAGCAUCCAGAAUUUGAAACUGUUCCACUGCACAUCUUCUGCGAGAGUUAUGGCGGCAAAAUGGCACCCGAGUUCGCCCUGGAACUAUACUAUGCCAAGGAACGAGGUGAGAUUAAGAGUAACUUGCAAUCGGUGGCCUUGGGUGAUCCCUGGACAUCGCCCAUUGACUCAGUUCUGGCUUGGGGUCCGUUUCUGCUGGAAAUGGGCAUUGUGGAUCACGAUGGCUACGAUGAGAUUAUGAAGGCAGCCAACCUAACUGCUGAGUUAGUGGAAGCUGAACGUUGGAUACAGUCCACCGCUCAGUGGGGCAUGACCCAGAUGGAGGUAAUGAAGGCCUCCAAGGGAGUCGAUUUUUACAAUGUGCUGAAGCAGACGCGCGGAGAUCGGUUCUCCAGGCAGCUGUUGCAGACACCCGAGGAGCGAAUAUACCGCACUAUGGUCAAGUUCGAUAUCGACGAGGAUCGUGAUCAGCUGCUAGAGAAUCUGAUGCGUGGACCUGUCGCUGAAACCUUGGGCAUACCACUCAAUGUCAAAUGGGGUUCGCAGAGUGGCAGCACCUUUGAUGUACAUCGGACGGACUUUAUGAAGCCCGUAAUACAUAUUGUAAAUGAGCUGCUGGAUAAGACACCGCUGAAAGUUGGCGUCUUCUCGGGUGGCUUGGAUCUGAUCUGUGCCACACCCGGCACCGUCAACUGGAUUGACAAGUUGAACUGGAGCAAAAGAGACGAGUAUUUGGCUGCAAAACGCAUUGCAAUCAGUGUCGAUCGCAUUCUGGAGGGUUAUCAAAAGUCAGGCGGCAACUUUAACAUGUACUGGAUCAAUAGAUCGGGUCACAUGGCGCCCGCCGAUAAUCCAGCUGCCAUUGGUCAUGUCCUGCGUGAAUUUACUGGCUUUGGCUAGAGUGAAAAUGCAAUAUAAAUAUAAAUAAAAAUGAAAGAAAAAACCGAUAAGCGAACACAA
Messenger RNA from Drosophila grimshawi, 1413 nucleotides. RefSeq names its product retinoid-inducible serine carboxypeptidase. The record is from RefSeq and is a predicted model, not a curated record. Bases 25 to 1353 code for a protein of 442 amino acids. The transcript has 4 exons. Lineage: Eukaryota; Metazoa; Arthropoda; Insecta; Diptera; Drosophilidae. Gene Ontology annotation, molecular function: serine-type carboxypeptidase activity. Gene Ontology annotation, biological process: proteolysis.